This is a messenger RNA of Suillus subaureus, 555 nucleotides long. RefSeq lists its product as uncharacterized. Bases 1 to 555 code for a protein of 184 amino acids. The record is from RefSeq and is a predicted model, not a curated record. The transcript has 2 exons. NCBI's taxonomy places the organism in Eukaryota, Fungi, Basidiomycota, Agaricomycetes, Boletales, Suillaceae.
AUGUCUACCACAUCCUCCGAGAAAUCCUUAGAACAGUCGCAUGAGACGGUUAACAAUCGUCUCACCGAAGUCGGUGCGAAGGACCAGCGUGCCUACGAGCGUGCUAGGCACCAGACGAAGGAGCGGCGGGAGCACGCGCAAGUGAAGGAGCGCAAGGAGAGAGCGGCUGGGGGAGUACCAGCACCGGUGCCAAAGCAAGGGCACGCGAGCCGGGCUGCUAAGAGGGCAAGCUUGGAACUCUGGGAUGGCGAUGAGCCUGACUCUCGUAUACUCGCUGGAUCGGGGCGCCCCGUUAAUGUUACACCAGUGACGAGAACCAAGUCUGGUUUCUCCAAGAUGGCGCUUGCGGAUUUCGUGACGUUCAAGACCAAGAAACAAUCCAAGGCACAAGAUACUGACUUCGAGGUCCUCCCGCCUGUCCGUUCAGUCAUUGCUCUUGAUGACUUUGGUCAUGACAUUGAGAUCAAUGAGCCUUGGGAAUUCAUCUCUCUUGCCCCCGAAUCACCCGCUUGCAAGGGCCUAUCGUAUGCUCAGGCUGCUGCUUUGACGCUUUAG